Lolium perenne is the source of this 1591-nucleotide messenger RNA. RefSeq lists its product as uncharacterized. The record is from RefSeq and is a predicted model, not a curated record. NCBI's taxonomy places the organism in Eukaryota, Viridiplantae, Streptophyta, Magnoliopsida, Poales, Poaceae.
AACACUUCUUUGUCUCUUCCUCCCCUUACCACAGGAAACCCUAAUCCCCGCUGUCCUCGCCGUUUCCCCAUGCCAGACCCUAACCACGGACGGCGCGGCCGCCGCGAAAAUCGCCGCCGUGCACGGCGAGAUUGCUUCCUGGACCCUGGCCUCUACACGGGCCACCCAGUGGUGCACUUUGAUGUUCCCACCGCCGCCGGGCGGCAGAUUUUUUCCAUCCAAUGUUGUCCCGAAAACGAAGAAGCGAUCGUUUCUCCUCUUCGCGGAAGCAGCAGCGACGAUCUCGCCGCCGCCCGUUCCGAAUCCGGGCCAUUGAUCGUUGUCUUCGUAGAUAGGGAAGGGAAGUACUUCACGGACUAUGAUUCUCCACGCAUCCAAGAACUGAUGCUCAAAGUAUUGUCUUUCCUGUCAAGGCGUGAGGAGAAGCAUGUGGGAGACACUGCACCUGCACAAACGAUGGAACAACUAGAUCUGCCUUCCUUGAACAACUUAUUACACACUGCAUCAUUGAAGGAAUCGUCCACUACCAGUUCCUCGUCCUCCAUAUGGGCCCUGGUAUCCCAUGAUUGGGGAAUCACAUUUUACAUCAGGAUUGAUCACACUGGAUUUUUCCACACCUAUCCUUGUGUCGGUGGGCCGUUUCGUAGCUUACAAGAGGCUUACAGUGCCAUUGAUUGCUAUCUUCGUGAUCGUGAGGAUCCAACAAUGCGCAUAGAUCCAGAUGAUCCAGAUUUGAUUUAUCAUGUGCUAGAAUCCACACGUGAGAGAGCUAUACGCCGAAUUCUUUGCUGGCCUGAUGGCACAAGGACUUCGCGGUUGCAAUCAGAGCCAGUUGAUCAGAGGCGUUGUUGGAUGCUUCAGUUGGUUCGAGCUUUGGUGGGCAAAUAUAAUGAUGAUCACAAUCUUUUAGGGGACCUUGCAUAUGGACUACAAGGUGUUGUGUGCUACCACGUGUUCAAUGAGGGGGGUAAUAAUCGUAGGAUGUACUAUCAUGUCAAUUUCACUGCAAAUACUAAAUUCAGCAAGGACCUAUUAUUCUUUGCUGAGACUAUCAGUGAACAACGUGAUGAGUUGGUGGUCAGCUGUAUCUGCAGGAUUAAUCCUUCUGACAAAGACAGGGGGCACUGCCAUGCUUGUUUAUCUGACGUGAAGCACCCCAAGGAUGAUGCAUACUUUGGUGGUCACUCUUCUGCUGGUGUCUUGUCGGGGACGUAUCAUUCUCAUGGUCCCAAGGAGGAUUUGGGAGUAACUGCUGCCCAAUUGAAAGACGAGGAGUCCCGCGUAAGAUAUUCACAUAAGGGCCCUAGGGAUCCAAACUUCCUGGAGAAACUCAGGGCACCAGUCGAAGUUAACUUUCCACCCCCGCGGCCAAUUGAGGAUACCAUUGCCUUUAUUUCCAGGUUCUGUAGAUAAGAUGUCUGCUGUUUGGUGUUGCUAAGAUAAGAAAGAAAAGGACAUGUGGUUUGGGAUGUGGACCUAUUUAUAAGAAGCUCCACUCGAUUGUCUGAAUAAAUCGAUGUGCAAUUCCUUAAGCGACUUGAUGUUGUCAGGGCUUUUAGUAGGUUUAUGCGAAGUAAAUCCAUCUUUGCCU